CUGAAAGGCAAGGCGCCUUACUACUAGUCCUGCUGUGCUUCUUCUCUCCCGCCUCUACUUAACCUCCCCCCUACCUACUGGAUUUUAUUUUGACAGUAAAAGAAAAAACAUCUUCAUUGCCAAUCUUUGUACGCCCUCCUUUUCUGAACUUCUCUGAUUACCUUUUCGAGUAAUCUAAUAUUCUCAAUCUCCACCAUGGGCGACAACAACCAGGCCACUACUUUCGGCAACAACCCCGCCGCCAAUGCCCCCGACGCUGCUGCGUUCGACAAGGGCAAGGGUAAGGCCAUUGAACCUCACGAUAUGAGCAUGGAUGAGGAUGAGGAGAGCGAUGAGAGCGAGAACGAGAACGAGGAGAUGGCCGCCGAUGACGAAGACGAUGACCAGGGCAACCUCGAGCCCAUCUCCGCAAACAACAUCAUCUCCGGUGGCCGCAGGACACGCGGCAAGAAUAUCGACUUCCAGCAGGCUGCUGAGAAGUUGGAUGAGAUGUCCGACGAUGAUGAUGACGAUGAGGACUUUCAAGCAACCAACGACAACGACAAGGACCAAAUGCGUGACUAG
Molecule: messenger RNA, 564 nt
Organism: Aspergillus wentii DTO 134E9
Lineage: Eukaryota; Fungi; Ascomycota; Eurotiomycetes; Eurotiales; Aspergillaceae
Product: histone H2A.Z-specific chaperone CHZ1
Exons: 3
Coding region: 196-564 (122 amino acids)
Source: RefSeq, a predicted model, not a curated record